Molecule: messenger RNA, 861 nt
Organism: Akanthomyces muscarius
Lineage: Eukaryota; Fungi; Ascomycota; Sordariomycetes; Hypocreales; Cordycipitaceae
Exons: 5
Coding region: 1-861 (286 amino acids)
Biological process (GO): nucleosome disassembly; nucleosome assembly; DNA replication-dependent chromatin assembly
Cellular component (GO): nucleus
Molecular function (GO): histone binding
Source: RefSeq, a predicted model, not a curated record
AUGUCGGUUGUUUCCCUGCUGGGCGUCAAGGUCCUUAACAACCCUGCCAAGUUCGGCGACAAGUACGAGUUUGAAAUUACCUUUGAAUGCCUCGAGCAGCUUGAGAAGGACCUCGAAUGGAAGCUCACCUAUGUCGGGUCUGCCCAAUCUGACCAAUAUGACCAAGAGCUCGAUUCCCUCCUUGUCGGCCCGGUCCCUAUCGGAGUAAACAAAUUCGUCUUCGAGGCCGACUCCCCCGACACAUCACGAAUUCCCGAUGCCGAUAUCAUUGGUGUAACUGUGGUUCUCCUGACUUGUUCCUACGAUGGCCGCGAGUUCGUGCGCGUUGGAUACUAUGUAAACAACGAAUACGACUCUCCUGAGCUCAACGCCGAGCCUCCCACAAAGCCCAUCAUUGAGCGAGUGAAGCGCAACGUGCUUGCUGAGAAGCCCAGAGUGACCCGGUUCGCCAUCAAGUGGGACUCGGAAGCUUCUGCCCCCGCCGAAUUCCCCCCUGAGCAACCCGAGGCUGACUUGGCGGUCCCUGAUGAGGAAGAAUAUGGCGCUGACGAGGCUGCUGAGGAGGCUGAAGCCGAAGCAGAGGCCGAAGCCGAAGGCAGCGAGAAGCCUGCUCCCGCUGCCGGGGAGGACACGGAGAUGGGAGAGGGCGACCAAGAAGCAGUGAACCCUACCGAAGACAAUGAAGAUGCUGUUUCGGAAGACGGCAGUGUCGAUCUGGAGGGCGAGAGUGAGGACGAACUCGAAGAGGAACUCGUUGAAGGCGAAGGCGAGGGCGAAGGCGAAGGCGAGGAAGCUGAGGAUGGCGCCAUGGAAGUGGAUGCCGAUAAGCCUGGCCACGCUGCCGGUGCCAAGCCCGCUUAA